Talaromyces stipitatus ATCC 10500 is the source of this 1251-nucleotide messenger RNA. Its product is annotated as mRNA capping enzyme alpha subunit, putative. Gene Ontology annotation, biological process: 7-methylguanosine mRNA capping. Gene Ontology annotation, molecular function: mRNA guanylyltransferase activity; ATP binding. The record is from RefSeq and is a predicted model, not a curated record. Bases 1 to 1251 code for a protein of 416 amino acids. Gene Ontology annotation, cellular component: mRNA capping enzyme complex. Lineage: Eukaryota; Fungi; Ascomycota; Eurotiomycetes; Eurotiales; Trichocomaceae. The transcript has 2 exons.
AUGGGCCACCCAGUCCCCGACCUCGAUGAAAUAGGCAUUAAAGCCGAGCCCGAACUCGCAGAACAAUUCCGUCGCGAAGUCGCAGAACUCCUCGACCGCAAAAGCACAAGCUUCCCCGGCGCGCAACCAGUCUCCUUCUCCGCAAAACACCUGAUCGAACUCCAAAAGGAAGAUUACUACGUGUGUGAAAAGACGGACGGUAUCAGCGGGGACCCUGAUUCCGAUACACCUGAGGUUCAUUAUUUGAUUGAUCGGAAGAAUGAUUAUCGAUAUGUGCCGCAGUUGCAUUUCCCGUUACCGAAUGAUGACACUUUUCAGUCCUUUCAUGUGGGCACGCUUGUGGAUGGAGAGUUGGUGCUUGAUACCUAUGAGGAUGGGUCCACGCAGUUGAAAUAUCUCGUCUUUGACUGCAUGGUUCUCGACGGGAAGAGUCUUAUGCAUCGAACACUGGACAAACGACUGGCAUAUUUCAAGGAAAACGUCCUCAAACCUUAUAACGCCAUGUACAAGAAAUACCCCGAAGAGAAACAACAUCGAAUAUUCGCCGUGGAGGAUAAAUCGACUCAAUUCAGUUACGGUAUCGAGAUGAUGUUUCGCGAAAUUAUCCCCAAAGUGAAGAAAAUUCACGGAAAUGACGGGUUGAUUUUCACAUGUCGAAGCACACCUUACAAAAUCGGUACGGAUGAGCAUAUAUUGAAGUGGAAACCACCAUCAGAGAAUACGAUCGAUUUUCGGAUGAGGCUUGAAUUCCCGCUUUUGGAGCCGGAUACGGAUGACGAGGCGGAUGGGAUUGUUGAGCCGUAUUACGAUUACGAUGCUAUGCCGAUUUUCCAUCUUUUUGUACUUCAUAAUAAUAAUGAACACCGCAUCUUUAGCGAGAUGCACGUUACGCAAUCGGAAUGGGAAGCACUCAAAGCUCUUCAAAUACCGCUGGAUGAUAUAAUAGUUGAAUGUUACCAAGACGAUCGUGGACGAUGGCGAUAUAUGCGUUUCCGGGAGGAUAAGAAGGAUGCGAACCAUAUUUCGACAGUGGAGAAAGUUCUAGAGUCGAUUCAGGAUCAUGUCACAGAGGAAGAUCUCAUUCGUGCUGCCCCGGCGAUCAAGGCGGCUUGGAAGAAGAGGCAGGCGGCUGCUAUGCAGGCUGAGAGGAAACCUGGGCCUCCUCCGUCAGUACAAGCAGCAGCCGGAUCGGGCUCAUCAGGAGGAGUCUCGAAUGGGAACGGUGUGAAGAGAAAGUUUGUCGAGGAAUAA